AUGCGCGUCGAGGAAGGAUUCCAGCAGGUUCCUUUCAAUGAAGGCAAUCCAUACACCGAAGAUCCUGCUUUACCGUUUCUACUCAGACGACUCAUUCCUCCCAGAUUGUUUGAUGAGGAGAUAGAACCUGAAUUGAAGCGGUUUGGGGUCGAGGUGAUCACAAAUAUCCGCGCACAAAGCAGCGGGAGUCGUAUAUCUCCGCCCAAACUCGUGCAAUAUGAUAACUGGGGACAGCGAGUGGACGAAUUGCACACCAGCGAAGGAUGGAGAAGUCUUAAGGCUAUUGCUCAACGAGAAGGGGUCCCUGGCAUUUUUUACGAGCGCAAGUAUCGCGAACAUAGCCGUACUUUCGGAUUUGCCAAGGCGCUGAUGAUGGUAGGCGACUCGCACGAGGUCUUCUGUCCAUUGAGCAUGACUGAUGGAGCUGCACGGGUCAUAGAGCUUAUGGGCACGGAAGGUAUGAAAAGGGAAAUAUUACCAAAGUUGAUAAGUCGAGAACCAUCUUCAGCGUUUGUAGCUGGUCAAUGGAUGACAGAGAGGCCAGGAGGGUCCGACGUCUCUCAAACAGAAACCAAGGCACAAUCCCUGGGAGAUAGCGACCAACUGGGAAUUAAAUACUCAUUGAAUGGCUUCAAAUGGUUUUCUAGUGCCACAGAUGGUGACAUAGCGUUGGCACUGGCUCGCACCGGACCCGACAGUGAUAGCUCUAAGGGACUAUCUCUAUUCCUUGUACCCCUGAGGACGCCGCUCCUGGGUAUUGAGCCAGGUUCAUCGAUUAGUAAUGGAAUACGCGUCCAUAGACUCAAGAACAAGAUAGGCACGCAUGCACUUCCCACUGCAGAGCUAUCCUUAGAACAAACGUUUGCAUAUCUUGUUGGCUCUCCCAAUCAGGGUGUCAAAAACAUUCUCCCUGUACUGAAUAUCACCCGAGUAUGGUCCGCAAUAGCCUCCAUUGGAGGUUUGCGAAAAUGCCUCGCUAUUGCAACAGCUUACGCUGAUGUCCGUAGGAUUGACGGAGGAAGGAAAUUACUCAGAGACGUGCCUUUGCAUGUAGCGCAACUUGCAUCAAUUAACCUGGUAUAUCGUGCAUUGACACAUUUCGGAUUCGGAGUCGUUGUGCUCCUCGGUCGUGUGGAAUGCGGAGUUGCGUCUGCGGCAGAACAGAAUCGGCUGCGAAUGUUUACGCCUUUGAUAAAAGCAUUUGCAGCGGAAAAAGCAGUCGCAGCCAUGGAAGAAGCAAUGGCUGGACUAGGUGGCCAAGGGUACAUGGAGGAGACUGACAUCGGAAGGCUAAUCAGAGAUAGUCUGGUGGAAAGGAUUUGGGAAGGAACAACCACUGUUUUAUCUUUGGAUCUUCUUCGUUCCACAACCGAUCCCGCCCGAUUAAAGGAAUUUGUUUCAUGGUGCAAUUCAAUUAUCCUAUCGUGUCCGCCCGGUCUGCUUAAAGGAGUCCAAGAAGCUAUCCAAUCUCUCCAAGGGAGGCUGGACAGUCUUCUCGCAGCUUUCCUACAUCCAGUAUCAUCAUUAAUUGCUCGGUCGUCGCUCAUGUUCAUCGGGUACAUUGCCUCGGCCAUUUAUUUACUAGAGCACGCAGUGUGGUCUCAUAAUAGAGGCGAGGAGGGAUACGAAAUAGAUGCUGAAGUUUUUCGAAGAUGGGUCAAUGAAAGUGGUUUCGUUGCUGCUGAGCACGAGUUGGAUAGGACAAGAGCGGAGGCGAAAUUUGCGGAUACUUCGAAUUCUGCCAUUGUGUUUGGACGACGGGGCCGCGCAAAAUUAUAG
Molecule: messenger RNA, 1779 nt
Organism: Lentinula edodes (shiitake mushroom)
Lineage: Eukaryota; Fungi; Basidiomycota; Agaricomycetes; Agaricales; Omphalotaceae
Product: acyl-CoA dehydrogenase/oxidase
Exons: 9
Coding region: 1-1779 (592 amino acids)
Molecular function (GO): oxidoreductase activity, acting on the CH-CH group of donors
Source: RefSeq, a predicted model, not a curated record